Molecule: messenger RNA, 335 nt
Organism: Cuscuta epithymum
Lineage: Eukaryota; Viridiplantae; Streptophyta; Magnoliopsida; Solanales; Convolvulaceae
Source: the annotation of a GenBank genome assembly
UCUUUUAGUGGAGAAAAACUCACAGGACCUACCUUCGAGGACGCCGAUUGGAGUGGGUCAACGGAACGGGGGAGUUUAUUAUUUUCACUGUCUUGAAAAGAUUUAUGCUUCGUCAAUCUCGUCUACUCAAUCAAGUGAACUGUGGCAUUUCAGAUUAGGGUAUUUAUCCAAGACAGUGUUACGAGUAGUUAGUAGAAUGAAUAAAUCAUUGUUUAACGUUGAUUUCAAUAAUGAUUGUGAUGCAUGCUUACGUGGCAAACAAACUCGUGACAUUUUUAAUAAUAAUUUGACGAGAGCAGUUGAACCUUUUGAGCUGAUUCAUUGCGAUAUUUGGG